Messenger RNA from Drosophila persimilis, 2137 nucleotides. RefSeq lists its product as uncharacterized. The coding region runs from base 70 to 2082 and encodes 670 amino acids. NCBI's taxonomy places the organism in Eukaryota, Metazoa, Arthropoda, Insecta, Diptera, Drosophilidae. The record is from RefSeq and is a predicted model, not a curated record. The transcript has 2 exons.
UUUUCUGCUGAACGAAAGAUUUAUUUUUUCUUGACUGCAUAAACAUUUUCGACGGCUGACGAAUAUACGAUGCGACUCAAGCUGUUUUUGGUGUUUGCCUUCCUAUUGAUCCCACCCGCACACAGCGUGAUUCACAGGGCCGUGGAUAUAAUAGAGAUGAUCAGAGAUGUGACCAACGCAAUAUUAAAGGUCUGUGAUGUGGUAGAGUCUCUAGAAGAUAAGGUCACCGGCACCCAUGACAAGCAGGGCCAACUGAUGAACCGCAUCGAGGUGGUGGAUGACCACAUCCGUAAUUUGGAGCAAAUGGAAUCUCUUCGCACUGCCCUGACCAUCGAGACCUUGAUCCAGGAGCUCCACCAGCAAUCCCAGCUACAGCACAAGCUGAAUCUGGUCAACGACCUCACCAGAAUCGUAAAAUCGCGGUACGCACAGUUGGGAGACUAUAUCCAGCAUAAGCAUGCUCUUGAGCCGGCCACGCUUCUAAAAUUUGCCGAGUGGAACGUGGACCCAGGCCCAGGUUCGUUGGCUAUGCAGCUGGAGCUGAUACAUUCGGUUCUAUUUGAGGAUGAGGGGCAGGCGGACAACAAGACCGACUUUGUCAACACGCUGCUGUCUCAACUGACGCUUAACUACGAGAAAUCACCGGGACAGAUGUGCAUGGCCAAACACUCGGCCCAGCAAUUUCCAUUUCAGCUCUACACAAGUGUAGCCCUCACCGAGCUCAAGGCCUACAGUAUGAUGGAGUUCUCCUGGAUGAUCCAGCGGGAGCUCGGGAAGGGCAACUUCACGCAGGAGAUAGCUUUGAUGCGCAAUAACUACGCCCGGCGUAUGGAAUCCUCCGUGAGGGUUCUUAGUCAGGUGAUGGCUCGCAGCGGGCGUGUCUACUGGCGCUGUGAUCCCGGAAAGGAUAAGCACGUCUCCGGGGAGACCUACGAUCGGGCUACGCGUCUCCUGCAGGGCUACGUGGAGAACGAGGCCAACUUGGGCGAGAACCAGGGAUGCUGGGGUACCUGUGGCGACUAUCCGGACACUCGCUCCAAUGGCUGCUACAAGGGAGACAAAGAGCUUUGCGGCAAGCAGACGCCUUGCAACGGAAGACUCUAUAACUGCGACGACAUGGACUCGGAUGUGGAGAUCUGCCCGUCUGAGGGGAACUCUUCGCGACGCUAUGAAUACAUUCAAUCUGAUGAUGGGGCAACUCUCGGCAGGAAGAGCUCCAACGGCAGAUGCGAGUCGGCCACUAAAACGGCCUCAUCAGGGUGGUACUAUAUGCUCUGGCGCUGCUCCUACUGCUUCUGCCUGUGCGACGAGCAGGGACCUCUCUCUGAUCGCUACUUUAACCUGCGUGACUCGCUGUCGGACUUCAUGGAGAACAAGGUGGUAACAGGUGUGCGCUUCGUGAAGAGUAAUCGCGUCUUUCACUUGCAGCUGCAGCAGGGCGAGCUCUUGCCUCGUGGAGCAAUCAAUGUGUCCUCUCUAGAAUGGCUGCCGCUAGACUCAUACCACCUUAACGAUGUGGAUGUUCGCAACGACUACGACUACCACACUCUCACCGUCGACAGCCGCGCCAUGGACCUGGACGAGAUAACUUCCGGCUCGAACCGCUCCCUUGUGGUGACUGGGGCCCGCUUUCGUGUCUGGCACAAGCACCUCAACCUGGAGGUGCGGUUCAGCUAUUUCGACUUCCCCACUGGACGCCUGGUGGAACCGAAGCGCAACAGCGUCUGGUUGAACAACAGCAACACGGAGAAAACCAUCGAAAAGCCACGUCAAGAGCUGAUCGUCAAAGAGGCUGAUGUGCCCACAGCCGCAGAUCAGCCCUCGUUGCCGCUGUCCACAUCGAAUCAGUAUAUGAACUUUUUCAGCUCCAGCAAGGUGAAAGACGCGUCCCAGAACACUUUGCCCUUCAUUGAUGUGCAGGAGGUUGUGCCCCAUCCGGCAGUACCUCUGGCCGGCCUAGGCAUCUUUUACAAGAGUCGUCCUGGUUCCGGAGGCUUCUUUGCCCCCAAGGUUGUUACCUAUGAUUACUCGCAGUAUCUCAAGGAAGUAUCUCUCUCAACAAUCCAAGAUGAUAGUUAUUAACUUGAAAAUGAAUAUAUGAUAUAAUAAUAAUAAAAUAAAAUAGCUGUUAGCUAUU